Messenger RNA from Ochlerotatus camptorhynchus, 390 nucleotides. RefSeq lists its product as uncharacterized. The coding region runs from base 1 to 390 and encodes 129 amino acids. The record is from RefSeq and is a predicted model, not a curated record. NCBI's taxonomy places the organism in Eukaryota, Metazoa, Arthropoda, Insecta, Diptera, Culicidae. The transcript is spliced from 3 exons.
AUGAUCGACGACUGGCUAAACUUCAACAGCCACGUCAAAUAUGCCUAUGAGAAGGCUUCGAAGGCCAUCAGCGCGAUAGCUAGAAUCAUGCCGAAGAACGCUGGUCCCAGCACACUGGAAACGAAGCAGAACCAAAGGAAACUGAGCAGUACGUUCUGGCUCAUGUCCAUGCGAGUCGUGAGUGCGUACCGAACCAUCUCGUCGGAAGCAGUAUGCGUUAUCGCCGGAACGAUCCCUAUCGGCAUCACCUUGGCGGAGGACACCGAGUGCUACAGACGGAGAGAAGCCGGAAGAGUACGGAAAGUUGUGAUAGUGGAGUCAUUAGCUAAGUGGCAACAGGAGUGGAACACGAUGGAGAACGGAAACACGGAGAAGUCAACUUCCACCUAA